Ustilago hordei is the source of this 453-nucleotide messenger RNA. Its product is annotated as putative MRPL19 - mitochondrial ribosomal protein, large subunit. The transcript is spliced from 3 exons. Gene Ontology annotation, biological process: translation. Gene Ontology annotation, cellular component: mitochondrial large ribosomal subunit; ribosome. The record is from RefSeq and is a predicted model, not a curated record. Gene Ontology annotation, molecular function: large ribosomal subunit rRNA binding; structural constituent of ribosome. Bases 1 to 453 code for a protein of 150 amino acids. NCBI's taxonomy places the organism in Eukaryota, Fungi, Basidiomycota, Ustilaginomycetes, Ustilaginales, Ustilaginaceae.
AUGUCAAAGAAAGGAGGGCAGGCAGCUGUAGCUGCUGCAGCGACAUUCGUCAAGCUUCUCGUUCCCGCAGGCAAAGCAUCAGCGCAGCCACCAGUGGGCCCUGCACUUGGUGCUAAGGGUGUUAAGGCGAUGGACUUUGCCAAGGAGUUCAAUGCAAAGACAGCACAUCUCGAAGUUGGGCUUCCAACACCAGCAAUCGUCAAGAUCAACCCAGACCGCACAUUCUCUUUUGAGAUCAAGACACCACCAACAUCAUUACUGUUGAAGCGAGCAGCAGGAAUCGAGACCGGGGCGGGCAAAGCUGGGUCUCAAGUAGCUGGAACUAUCACGAUGAAACACAUCUACGAGAUCGCCAAGAUCAAGAUGCAAGAUGUUAAGGGUGUUGGAGAGGAGCAGAUGUGCAAGGUUAUCGCUGGAAGCGCGCGCAGUAUGGGACUCAGAAUCCUUCGUUGA